AUGGUUGGAGUAGCACUUAUUGUAGCAUAUUAUGCAGCAUGGUCAAUCUAUGCUCGAACAUAUUUUGUUAGUGAUAUUCAAGGAAAUAAACUAACUCAUAUUAAUUAUGCUUUUGCUAAUAUUGGCUUUGAUGGACGAAUUGCUUUGGGUGAUCCAUGGGCUGAUGUUGAAAAAACCUUUGCUGGUGAUACAUGGAAUCAACCAUUACGAGGAAAUUUUAAUCAAUUACUUAAACUUAAACAGAAAUAUCCACAUCUGCGAACAUCAAUUUCCAUCGGCGGAUGGACAUGGUCUGGAAAAUUCUCUGAUAUAGCUGUAAACACAGAAAGUCGAAGUAAAUUUAUUCAAUCAUGUAUAGAAUUUAUUCGUAAGUAUGGCUUCGAUGGAAUUGAUGUCGAUUGGGAAUAUCCUGUAUCUGGUGGCCUACCAGCAAAUAUUCGUCGGCCAGAAGAUAAACAAAAUUAUCUAUUUUUGUUAAAAGAACUUCGGAAUCAGUUAGAUGUAGCCGGCAAAGUUGAUCGGAAAAAUUAUCUAUUAACUAUUGCAGCAGGAGCAAGUCCUGAACGUAUUAUUGAUAUGGAUUUACGUAACAUGUCUACCUAUCUUGACUGGAUAAAUGUUAUGACAUAUGAUUUUCAUGGUGGUUGGGAAACAAAAACUGGUCAUAAUGCUCCUUUAUUCAAAAAUAAUGCUGAAACAACAACUGAUGUUCCUCCGUCCUUUAUGAAAUCAAAAUAUAACUCUCAUGAAGCUAUUCAGAGUUAUAUCACAGCUGGGAUACCACGCUCACAAUUAGUUAUGGGUUUAAGUUUAUAUGGACGUGGUUGGCAAGGAGUAAAUAGUACAUAUUUAAAUGGAUUUUCACAGCCUGCUUCUGCUGAACUACCUAUUGGUACGUGGGAAAAUGGAGUUUUUGAUUAUGAUCAUUUGAAAAGAAGCUAUUUACCAACAUAUACACGCCAUUGGGAUAGCGAAUCUAAAGUACCUUUUCUCUACAAUCCAACGACAGGUAUAUGGAUUAGUUAUGAUGAUUCUCAAUCGAUAACAAUAAAAAGUGAUUAUAUAAAACGUGAAAAAUUAGCUGGUGCUAUGUUUUGGGAAUUAAGUACGAAUCAUAAUUACGAAUUAAUUGAUAUUACAUUUAGAAUACUAAAUAAUAAUAAUAUAACACAGUCAUUAGAAUCCAAUCCGACAACCACAUCAAUACCGUCGAUUGCUGCGACUAAUUCGAUUUCUACUGUUCGUUUAGCAUCAACAAAACCAUUCAGUAAUAAAAGUCCUGUUUGGAAAAAAUAUAAAAACUACAAAAUUGGGGACCGAGUUUCAUAUGCAAAUAAAAUCUAUCAAUGUAUUCUAGCACAUAAAUCAUUACCAUAUUGGACACCAUUUGCUAUUCCUGCUCUUUGGCAGCUUUUGUAA
Messenger RNA from Rotaria socialis, 1419 nucleotides. NCBI's taxonomy places the organism in Eukaryota, Metazoa, Rotifera, Eurotatoria, Philodinida, Philodinidae. The record is from the annotation of a GenBank genome assembly.